GUGAGAGCAAUCACUAGCGAAUUUCAUCAACGCCGUGGUACCUUUUACAAGCUAGGAGGGAGCACACCCAGUAGCCUAUUACAGUCAUCGCAACGAGGAAAUAUUGAUAUUGUUACCUAGAUUUAUAAACGAGAAGUAUAUAUUUUUAUCGCGUUCUCUCACAUUUUCUAAUGCCCUUUUCUAUUAUUUCUUCGGAGAAACAUCCUUGGACACCGAUCAAUUUCAUCCAUACCUGGACUUACAAUGAACAUGUUUUUUAAAAUAUAAGUCCAUUAUCUGGGGAUCAAGGAUCUGACGUUGGAAAUUCAACUACAGCAACCGAAAAAUGGUGACGAUGGAGCAUCUUAUCACUGGCCUAUGGAAUAACCAGCGACACGCAGUGUGAAUUUAGCGUUUGUCAGAUGGUUCCAGAGGAAGAAGCGUUACCUUAAAGUGGGAUCACACACCAGAGGAGCAGUCCUCACCCAGGUGGACGGACAGACCUCGGGGGUGUUCUCUUCCUUCUCUCAUCCAAAGGCUGUUUGCUAAUUACUCUGAACUCUCCCUGCGUCUUAUCCUCCUUUCUUCUUCUUUUUUUCUCAUCAUCCGGAUUUUUUGUACCUUAAUUUGCACUGAUUUUUUUUUCCUCUCUCCCCUUUCUUCCCUCGUUUUGUUUCAAGCGAGACCAAAACCAGUGCCAAAUAGACUGUUCCAAGAACAAAGCAAAAAAAAAAACUAAAAACAAAACAAGAUUUUCAAAUAAAAUCACAAACUCACACUUUUCACAUCCCCCCUCGCCCUCAGGUGUCUGCAGAGCUAGAUUCAUCUAGAGGUCACAGUGUGUUCCUGUUAGAUAUUAAAGCCCUUCCAGUUUUUCUUUCUCCCUUAACACAUACAGACAACGCUCCAUUCAUCAGUGUUCUAUCCAGUAGCUGCUGCUAAGGCUUUCACAAACAGAGAGGACCGCUUUUAAUUCAAAGUAAUUUUUAAAAGGAGCAGGUCCGAGAGAGGGCUGGUGCUUGCGUAGCGCGGUGCCGAGCGCCGGGAGGAGACUGGUGAGCAGCGAUAACUCCUGAACGUGCCCCGCGGCAAAACACCGUGCACACGGCUCCUCCGUUGACUGGUCCGCUUGAUGGAUGAGCAACACAAUUCACGUAGAAGGAGAUAGAUAGAUCUGCUGCUACGAACGUUUCUUCAUCUCCCUCCCUUUUGUUUUCCUCUCUUCCUCUACCUCUCUUUCUCUCUCCCUGAGGAAUCUGUGUAGCAUCCCUUCCCUGUGUAUAGUGCAUGCGAUCAUGCUACAGUGAACAUUCGGAAAAGCCUCUUUUUCCAUUUAAUUUACAGUGAAAGUAUUGUUGCAAAUGAUAGUCAACUGUUUUGCUCUUCCUUUUGACCCCUCUCAGUACACGGAACAUUAACCCUACAUAUGGCCAUGCAGUUUAUCUGUGGAAGAGACCGCUCAUGAAAACACACAUUUAUAAGCCAUAGUAACACACCAGCCAUAUUAAAACCAAACACAUAAAAAUGUAUAAAAUCCCAUCAGUGAAGUAAAGUGUAGACUCACGCAUAUGCAUUUAACAACUUCUAAAUGUUUUUUUUGUAAACUAAUGUUUUUUUUAAUGUAAUUACAAUAUUACAGUGAUAUUAUAAAAUACUAUAUUGUUUCAUUUAUAUAAAUUGAGAUUAUCGAAUAGAUUACAUUCACACUCUAUUCUGCUUGCGAAGUGAUAGUUUUAGUGUUCACAUCAUUCAACCUUAUCUUCUGUAUUGGCGAAUGAAUCCAGACAUUUUCAUGUCUGUUCUCUGGGCGGAACCGCCCUGUCCUGCUAGAACUGGGCCCAAGCCCACUUUUGUCCUGUUCUGUUGGGCCAAACUAAACUCAGAACAAAGACACUCGCGCAAAGGCUGCAGACACACAUAGAGCCCUUUCUGUCUCCCCUUCUCCUGUCCUCCUUCCAUCCCCAAGCCAGCCUCUCUCCCCUUUUCUCAAUCUGUGUUUUUAACCAUCUCCGACUGCCUUGAGCCAUUUCACUCACCACUUGUUUGAAAUCAGUUUUUAUUUUUGAUAGCUCAGUUAGACAUGACCUGUGUUGUCUUUCAUGUCUCAAACAUAAAUGCUGCUUGGUACAGUAACCAGUACCCUCAUAGUCCUGACCAGACCUGGUGACGAGUCUUGUCCUAUAGACACCUCCCAUAUAUUACUCUAAUCAUCCUAUUACAUUCACUUCUUAGGAUUUCCUAUUUCUCCAACGACAACUCGCUCUACUGAUCUGUGAUAGUUUGUUUGUGAGUGAACAGUAGCGGGAUAAAGUAACCCUAGCGUGCUACUAGUAACAUAUAUUGACAUAACUAGUGCCAAUCUUGUGUCAGCACUACUCCCUAAUUAGUUUACAACCUGAAGAAGGGAGACGGUAUCAAAUGCUGCCAAGACAAGUGUUUAUAACUCAGAUAAAGCUCUAAGAAUUAAAUCUUACAAUUUAAAUAGUUUUCCCUUUAGUUUUCCAAAAAUACGUUUACAGGUCAAAACUUAGAAAGGUUAUGACUAAAGUGCCAAUUUAAAGUCUCAAUACUUGUAUCUAAAGGUAACAUUUUAAACACAGAAACAAAGUUUACAUGCAACAGUAAGUGUUUACAGGAUACAUUGAAUUAACCCCAUUUCAGUCACCCCCCUCCCCCUUCCCCUUAAAAAAACCUGAAACAUUUCCUUCACCUUUCUCGGUCAUUGAAAGGUGUUAAAGUUUACACUUUCUCAUUUGUUUACAAGACGACAAUACUGCCUUGUACUUCGAAAAGAAAGCCAAUACUUGCCGUGAUAGAUUUCAGGUCAGCAGAGAGAAAACAAGCAUUACUGUUCCAUACAGGUACUAUCAUUCCAUAAAUAUGACUUUGUCAAUGUGUGUUUACAAUACAGAGCCACACAUAUCCCAUUUACAUCACUGUUAAACCCUUAUCAUUCCAUUCUUGAAGAGUUUCUUAAGAUGCUUCUCAAGUAGUGCUUUUAUCAGAGUAACCAUAACCCAGGCUGUCAAUCUGAGCACCUACAAUUUUUAGUCAUAAAAACAAAUAUAUGAACCUCAGUGUUUACAUAAGCUGCUUGUAAGGAUGGAUUUUUACUGAACGCUUGAGAGAUAUGUUUACAUUAUAAAACCUUAUAGUGAAAUGCCAAACACACACAGUGCUUGUAUGAACUCAACCAACUGAACUGCAAGUAGAAACAUUCAAACUUGUAUAUGUAUGGUCAAAGAAUACUCCUUUGAGGUUGAAGUUGCUUUUUAGAAGUUGUACCAUUGACAAGAGAAGCUUUUUUUUUAAUAUUGAUACACUUACAGAAGUGGUAUUUAAAGAAGAAAAAAACACAGUGCAUCUUGGUAUCAAGACAUUUCGCCAAGAUCUUCAAAGAUAUCGUGACAGACACGGUUGUAUUUAUUUUAGUUUUAUAUCGGCCCAGACUCUUCGAAAAUGAGGCCCUCAUUCUACAUCAAGAUGUUUUGCACCUCUAUCAUACUUCUCCUUUCUGGCCUUUCCGUCUCCGGUGCAACCAUCACCACUGAACGACGUGCUGCCGACAAGGAUUCUGCCAGUACAUCCCUCUUCCUCCUCACUGGUUUCCGAGGCAAACCAUUACCACCUCCCCCAGCAGGGCCGAAAACGGCACCCAAGGAGGCCGAGGUUGAGGACGAAGGAAUGCAGAAGGGGGAGGAGUUACCCCCUAAGCCCCUCCCCCAAGUCAUGCUCCCCCAGAACAUGACGGCCGACGAUGCCCUGAAGCCGCCGUGGGGCGCUGCUCAGGUGGCUCCGCCCCCACGGCGUCUGGUGGAUGUGGAUGUGUGCCGGGGCUACUACGACGUGAUGGGCCAGUUCGACAACACGUUCACCUGUGCCAAAGACACGUACAUCUACUGCUGUGGGACCUGCCACUACCGCUUCUGCUGUGAGCACCAACGGAGCCGUCUGGACCAGGAGUCCUGCAACAACUAUAUAUCCCCAGUCUGGGCCAACACCCAGAUGCCGGCCUCGGUGUUACCUGGGAACCGGCCCGACCCGUAUCUGAAGACCCUGCAGGAGCAAAGCAACAGCACAGCUUACGUGAUUGGAGGGGUGAUCUCCUUCACCCUGUUGCUGGCGGUGGGGAUCAGGGUGGCCUUCUCCAAGGUGUCACGUAGGCCCCGAAAUAGGGACAUCAACAUGCCCAGAGCCCUGGUGGAUAUUCUACGACACCAGUCCAGCCCGGUCCAGCCUGGAGAGAGGAACAACAGCAAUGUUCUGACCACCUCCACCUCAGAUGCGACACUGGGCCGCCCUCCUAAGAACCUGUACACCCCCGUCAUCCCAACCAAGGACAACCGCAUUGGCAACUUGCACCAAAAUUUUAUCCAGGUGUCUGGUACCAGCCCAAAACAUACGGCUACUAUCGAACGUGUGCCCCGCAUGAACAACAACCAGCUGGCUUCCAGUGGAGGGGCAACUCUCAUCUCCAGCAAGCUGAAGAACAGCAUCAGCUCUGGGCCCGGCGCCGUCCCCGGCCCCGGCCUGUACUCCCACCCCCACCCCUCCUUCUCCCACUCCUUCCACAACCUGGCCCAGCUGCCGCCCUCCUACGACACAGUCAUGAAACCUGAGAUCAACCGCUACAGCUCUCUGAAGAGGCUUGAAAAAGAUCUAGAUGACUACUCGGGCUACUACACUUCCAAACGGAGACCCAACAAUGCCCCUCCUUCCUUUCACUCUUCCCAGCACCACCUCCACUGGGGGGGAGACUACACCCUGGGAGCCCGCGGGACACUCCCUCACCACAGCUCUCGUCCCAGGAUCCACAUCCCCAUUUCCACCCCCAACCCCUACCCCCUCCCUGCCCAGUCUCAGCCCCAGUACAGCGCCACCUUUGACAGGCCACCUCGUCGGGUCAUGUCCCAGGACCAGCUCCUGGCCCUGGGGGAGGGUAACACUCUCUCCAGGCUGUCUAAGAACCAGCAGCAUCAGUAUUACAAAGCCAUGACCACCAGCAAGACCUCCCAAACACUGCGCAAGUCCCAGGAACGCUUGCUGGUCUCCCCAGACCGCCUGGAGGAGAGGAUGCUCGGUAUGGGCGACUUUGCGGGCAUGAUGCCCACCCUGCCACGUCUCACGCACCACCAGAAGGCCCAGUCAACGCAAAACGUGUGCGCCACGCCCUCCCUGGAUCGUCACCACAUGAUCAAGAUGAACUCUCACCCCACAUCAGGACAUGAGCACGAGAGGCACACGACAACAAUGAUGAGCGGGCCAGGGGGGGGAGGCUGGGGGGAUCCCCACGGACAUGGGCCGGGUAUGGGGAGCAGCGGAGCGGGGACAACCGGGGGCCACAAUGCCCGGAGGAUGGCCUUCGCUAGCAAGAGGCAGAACACCAUCGAACAGCUGCACUUCAUCCCAGGGGGAGGAGGAGGGGGAGGAGGGGGGCAGGGACUGAGGACGGCGAGUAAGAAUGAGGUGACCGUGUGAACUCGAGGGCGACAGGGAGAAAGAGAGAAAUGGAGAAGGAGAAAUGGAGACGAGGAAUGCCCAAGCGGAAGACAAGAAGUCGGAAGAUGUGUCUAACUCAACAGGAUGCGGAAAACGAGUACAAGAGGCCUCGACGGGACAGAAAUGGUCAAACUGGUGAAAGUCACAAAGAAGAAGGUUCAUCCCAACCAUCAGCCUCAGAUGAGUCCAUGGAAAUGUUAAACAAAAGAGAAGACAGGCUCAGAGGAGACCUGACCACUGUUAGAAGUGCUUUGAAGGAAAGCAACCGCAAAGACAGUGACAUUGUUUAAAGAAAUGAUUCAACCCCAGUGUUUCUAUUGGUGUUAUUGUACGGUUUGGAAAUUAGAGUUUUCAACCACAUUAUUAAGGAAGAGAAAGAUGAGGCCGUGUAAAGUGCCAAAAUAUAAACAAACUUUUUUUUUCUCCCUUGUGAGUGCAUUUGAAAUAUGACCAUGGGUUAUCCUUAGUAUAUACUGUAAGGAUUUUUAUUGGUGGAUCCAGAUGGGUCAUAUUUGUAAUGUUGAUAGUGUUUACAGCGGCAUUUUGUGAAGGGCCUAGUGUUCUCACAUAGAAAAUACUGUACAAAUGUCCUACCAGAUAAUAGGAUUGAUAUGUACUUUAAAGAAGAUAGGGUUAUUUUGUACUUUUGUACAAAAAACAUUUAUAGACUGAACAAUAUUGCAUAUUAUUGCUUUUUAAAUGAAUUAAUCUGUUGAUAUGAGCCCUCUCAGACAGUACAAUAUACAGUAUGUCUUCACAAAACACAGAACCCCUGUCCAAAUAACUCAUCUAUGGACAAUAUAUAAAAAAAGUAGUUCUGAGCAGGGUUAUCCUAAUCUCACAUUCACCACUAUAUAUUCCAUUUGAGACCCUGUUUGGUUGGUUAACCACUGGUUAUGUGGCUGAAUUGACUCCCUGGGUAGAUUUGACCUAUCACUUUGAUGCAUCACCUUUAUACCCUCUCCUAAUUGACUAACGGCCAUGGCGUGUGUCCAUCCCACCGAGGAGUUGCUUGUUAGGACCACUAGUGUAUGGUGCAUGUCUCAUGACUGAUGACCAUUCAGUCAUAACACCACUGAGAUCAAUACUGUCCUGUUGACAGUGGCCACACAGAAAGCCUUCAUUUGACACACAAUCAGUAGGUUUCAAGGGGCCCAGCUGUCUGUGUGUGACAAUGGACCACAAGAUAGGAACAGCACGGAGAGUUUUUACUGAUGUCAAUCAGUUGACUUUGUUCUAGGUCAAUUGAAGGGCUUUUUGCUGCCCCAAAAUCUUGCCCUGAAACCAGAAAAAGCUCUUGGGACUUGAGUAAACACAUUUGUUGUCUCUGAAAGCCCCAUAACAUAGUAUGAAAUCAAAAGCACUCCAGCAGCAGAUCACAUUUUAUUGGAAAGGGAAAUGGAGAGAGGGGAGUAUUGAUGGGGGUGGGGGGUACUGGACACUUCACACCAAGGGCUAUUCUAGAAUUUCUUUGUGUGUCUGUGGUGUGUGUUAAAUGUCAGAUUCUCAUUUCUUCGAUGUCAAUAUUUGGACACAGUUGAAAAUAUCACUGCUGACACAUUUUUUAUAAGUGUGAGAAGAAAAAAAACGAAGAGGAAAUUCUGCUCAAAUGAUUUGUGCUCGUGUGAGAUUAAAAAGUCAGUGUGACAAAUAAGCCAUUCUAUUAUUUAUUUUUUACAUCAGAUAGGAGUGGUCAACAUGAUGUCAUAUUUUGUAAAUCGAAGUGUUCUCUUUCCUUUGUUGGUACCUGGUUCUAAGAUUAACUAAGCUGUUUUUGGAAGGGCCGGAUUCUUCGCUCAAAGUUUUAAUUGAGGGGGGAAGGAUAAGUACAUUGUUUACUUAAUUUUUUGUACGUUAGAUGCAUUCUUCAUUCCCCCUAAAUUGUGACUUGGGAACAAGGACGAACUUUGAAAACAGCUGCAGCUUUAAGUCAGGCAAUGGUUGUUAUCACUAUGAUAUGUGUUUGUGUCCUUUGUGGUCAUGAUUAUGAUUGAUAUAAGAUUAUUAUUGAUUAUUAUCAUUAAGAUUAUCAUGAUUAUUUGUUUCCUUUUUUAUUUUCUCUGUGACUUAAUGUAUCCUGGAUUUUGAAUAUUUCAACUUUCUAGUGGAUUUUAAACCUUUGUAUUCUUGACGAAAAAAAGCAGAUGCAAUCAAAAGUGAAAAGACAAACCGCAUGAAGAUGUCAAAGCCAGUGUUGAUGAUGUCAUAGUGCUGACUUAUGAUGUCAUAGCGUGUAUGUGUAAUGUACAUGCGUCUGUAUUUCUGUGCCCGUGUGUAUUUAUAUGUCUUUCAGGAAUGCUGAAUCUCAUAUUAGAUCAAACUUGGGAUUUUACAAGGACCAUAAUGUGUUUUUUUCAGGGAAUUCACACAAACUACUUGAAACCCAAGAUAUGAUCAUUAUUGUUUAUAUUGGCUUUUUUUUAUUAAAAAACUUGAUAUAUCAAAGGACAUUAAUCAAUCACAGCUUUUCUUGUUGAGCGACAUUCACCAAAGCAAUUUCGAAACACACACAUAAAAAAACUUGUUAAUCAAAGGCUUGUCCUAAAAAAUAACAUUGUUUAAAUGAGUGCAUUCAUAAGAUUAUAAUAAUGUGACCAGAAUGCCACUCUUUUAUAUAGCUACAUAUUUUAUGGUGGGGGAUUAUAGCAGGAAAGAAUGGAGAAUGUAUUGUGACUUGCCUUGUUUGACAUGGGAGAUCAAUCAUCGGACUAGAGUGGGCCAAUGAUUUUUAGAGAGAAAAUAGUAUUAUCCAUGCUUGCUUAAAAACAGAAAGAGGCAAAAAAAUUACACGCCAUACAAAGAUUCAGUUCUAUUUUUCAUGUUUGUUUUUUCUUGUAUUUCUAGAGGUAUGCAGAUGUUGUGUCCAUGUUCUGUUGAGUACACCCAGACAGAGCUCUGUGCCUGUUAAGGUUCUGUUUAUGCAUAUCUCUGUGUGUGUGUGUUUGUUUGUAUGUGUGUGAUAGCAGAAAGUGUGGGUGUUGAAAUGGGUGGAGCAUAAAAUGGCUGUGUGGUUUCUUGGCACGUGGGUUGACAUGUUGUGGCAUGAGUUGUUCCUGAUGAGAUGGUAUGUGUGUGUGUGUGUGUGUGUGUGUGGAUCAACCUCACUGAUCCAUGUGUUUUUGGAGGCUGGGGAAGUGGAAAUGUAUGUUUGUAUUUUCCCAGUUACUUGCCAUACCUCAAGAAAAUUGUAUAAUAAUGAAACUAAUUUAAUAUAUAACACGGUACCCCUUCCUCCCUAUGUCUUGUUUUCCAAGAAAUUAAGAUCUCACAAGCGUGCAACCCUUAUUUUGAUUGUUGAUGAUCAAUUUUCGCGUUUGUAGAAUCAUAAUGUUCAAAUUAUAAUAACAAUAAAAUAAA
Messenger RNA from Hypomesus transpacificus, 8835 nucleotides. It is a transcript of the gene shisa7b, whose product is annotated as shisa family member 7. Gene Ontology annotation, biological process: regulation of AMPA receptor activity; regulation of short-term neuronal synaptic plasticity. Bases 3439 to 5457 code for a protein of 672 amino acids. Gene Ontology annotation, cellular component: dendritic spine membrane; postsynaptic density; AMPA glutamate receptor complex. The transcript has 7 exons. NCBI's taxonomy places the organism in Eukaryota, Metazoa, Chordata, Actinopteri, Osmeriformes, Osmeridae. The record is from RefSeq and is a predicted model, not a curated record.